AUGGGGACGGUGCUGUCGCUGUCGCCGAGCUACCGCAAGGCGGCGCUGUUCGAGGAUGGCGGCGGCGCGGGGGCCGCGGCGUUGUCGGGACGUUACACGGCGGUGCCGGGCGGCAAGAGCGGCGGCGGCGGCGGCGGGAGGGGGGAGAAGGGCAAUGGCGGCGGCAACGGCGGCAAUGGCGGCGGCGGCGGGAAGCGGCACUCCAUCAUGUCGGCGCUGCCCUGGAAGCGCAUCGCCGCCGUGUCGGCCAAGAAGAAGAGCAGUAAGAAGGUGACGCCGCUGCCGCCGCCGCCGGUGCCGGUGCCGCCGGUGUCGGGGACCGUGACUCACCUGAACAACCAGAACCUGCGCAAGUCCCUGUCGUGCGCGAACCUACCGCCGGGGCCGGGCCUGGGCCUGGGCCUGGGUCAGGGCCUGGGCCUGGGUCAGGCUCCCACACCCGCCCCGGGCCGCGCCGACACCGGCGGCGCCACCAGCUCCCCGAGGCGGGUGGUGGUGCAGGCCAGCACGGGCGAGCUGCUGCGCUGCCUGGGCGACUUCCUGUGCCGCCGCUGCUACCGGCUGAAGCGGCUGGCGGCCAGCGAGCCGGUGCUGUGGCUGCGCAGCGUGGACCGGUCGCUGCUGCUGCAGGGCUGGCAGGACCAGGGCUUCGUCACCCCGGCCAACGUGGUCUUCGUCUACAUGCUGUGCCGGGACGUCAUCCCGGCCGAGCUGUCCAGCGAGCAGGAGCUCCAAGCCGCCCUCCUGACCUGCCUGUACCUGUCCUACUCGUACAUGGGCAACGAGAUCUCCUACCCGCUCAAGCCCUUCCUGGUGGAGAGCUGCAAGGAGCUGUUCUGGGAGCGGUGCCUGAGCAUCAUCCGCCUGAUGAGCGCCAAGAUGCUGCGCAUCAACGCCGACCCCCACUUCUUCACCCAGGUCUUCGCCGACCUCAAGAGCGAGUGCGCGGCGGCACCGGCGGCGCCGGCGGCACCGGCUCAGGAGGAGAGGGGCGGCGGGGAGAAGAAGAAGAAGGAGGGAAUCUCUAUCCCUUUUAAGCCCGUCAGUCUGAGACCACAUCAUUGUCCUUUAUCGGACGGCGGGCAGGCGGGCGGGCGGGCGGCAGGCAUGGCGGGCUGCGCUCCCCACAGAUGA
Callorhinchus milii (elephant shark) is the source of this 1134-nucleotide messenger RNA. Its product is annotated as cyclin-dependent kinase 5 activator 1. Gene Ontology annotation, cellular component: protein kinase 5 complex; cytoplasm. The coding region runs from base 1 to 1134 and encodes 377 amino acids. The record is from RefSeq and is a predicted model, not a curated record. Lineage: Eukaryota; Metazoa; Chordata; Chondrichthyes; Chimaeriformes; Callorhinchidae. Gene Ontology annotation, biological process: activation of protein kinase activity; positive regulation of cyclin-dependent protein serine/threonine kinase activity; brain development. Gene Ontology annotation, molecular function: cyclin-dependent protein serine/threonine kinase activator activity; protein kinase binding. The transcript has 3 exons.